CUGCUGCUUCACUGGAGGUGCUCGGACUCAGCAGCAAUACAAGGGGAACUCUGCUGGAUUUGGAUCAGUGCUGAAGAGGAGAAGUUGGACGGUCUGUGAGGACUUUUCGUGCCAGUUUCAGGAGGAGCACCGGAUGCGACUGACCACAGACCAGCUGUUCCAGUUGCAUCGGGAGAUUUUCACCAGUUCCCAGUAAAAGUACUGCAGGCUCUCUCUACGAUUCUACAGGUUGAAACAGGAUGACCACUAUGCAAAGGUUGCUGCAGCUGCCAGUGAAUGCUGUGAACAUGGUGAAGACUGUUCAGAGUCAGGUCCAGGGCCAGGAAGAGGACAAAAGUCCCGUGCUGAGUCCUGACAGUGGACAGCAGACUUGGUACAGCGCCCUGCAGCCGGAUGAACUGCGCCACCUCCGAUCUGGAGGUACUGGGAGUGGAGGAGGAAGUGGAGGAGGAGACCAGGAGGAACGAGGCUCCCAGGAGGAAGGAGGUGGAGGUGGCAGCUUCCAAAGUCAGCCACUGCGGCAUGAUGACUUGAAGGAGAUGCUGGACAGCAACAAAGACUCCCUGAAGCUGGAGGCGAUGAAGCGGAUUGUGGCUAUGAUUGCCCGGGGCAAAAACGCAUCAGACCUUUUCCCCGCCGUGGUAAAAAACGUGGCGUGUAAAAACAUUGAGGUGAAGAAGCUGGUCUAUGUUUACUUGGUGCGUUAUGCAGAAGAGCAGCAGGAUCUUGCCCUUCUCUCAAUUUCUACGUUCCAGCGUGGAUUAAAGGAUCCCAAUCAGCUGAUCAGAGCCAGCGCCCUGCGUGUCCUGUCCAGCAUACGAGUUACCAUUAUUGUCCCCAUAAUGAUGCUGGCCAUCAAAGAAGCUGCUUCAGAUAUGUCUCCCUAUGUCAGGAAGACUGCUGCCCAUGCUAUCCCCAAACUCUACAGUUUGGAUCCUGAGCAAAAAGAUCAGCUUAUAGAAGUGAUAGAGAAACUCCUGGCAGACAAAACUACUCUGGUGGCUGGAAGCGUGGUGAUGGCCUUUGAGGAGGUUUGCCCGGAGCGCAUCGAUCUGAUCCACAAAAACUACAGGAAGCUGUGCAACCUGCUGAUCGACGUGGAGGAGUGGGGGCAGGUCGUCAUCAUCAAUAUGUUGACCCGCUACGCAAGGACCCAGUUUCUCAACCCAAACGUCAAUGAGACUCUGCUAGAGGAGGGAGGCGGUGGGGAGAAGACCUUCUAUGGUUCAGACGAAGACGAGGAUGAGGAAGAUGAGGAGAAGGAGAAGAAAGCAGAGGCCGCAGCAAUGGCCAAGAGGAAGCCGUACGUCAUGGACCCCGACCACCGGCUACUGCUGAGGAACACCAAGCCUCUACUGCAGAGCCGCAACGCCGCUGUGGUGAUGGCCGUGGCUCAGUUGUAUUUCCAUCUGGCCCCGAAAGCAGAAGUGGGUGUGAUUGCCAAAGCAUUGGUCCGUCUGCUUAGGAGCCACAGUGAAGUCCAGUACGUAGUUCUUCAGAAUGUGGCAACCAUGACCAUUAAAAGGCGGGGCAUGUUUGAACCAUACCUGAAGAGCUUCUACAUCCGCUCCACAGACCCAACUCAGAUAAAAAUCCUAAAGCUGGAGGUCCUUACAAAUCUGGCCAAUGAGACAAACAUUUCCACCAUCCUCAGGGAAUUUCAGACUUACAUUAAAAGUAUGGACAAAGAUUUCGUGGCUGCAACAAUUCAGGCUAUCGGUCGCUGUGCCACCAACAUCGGAGAAGUCAGAGACACAUGUUUGAACGGUCUGGUGCAGCUGCUGUCCAAUCGAGAUGAGCUGGUGGUAGCCGAGUCAGUGGUUGUCAUCAAGAAGCUGCUACAGAUGCAGCCAGAAAAGCACAGCGACAUCAUCAAGCACAUGGCCAAACUCACCGACAACAUCCAGGUUCCGAUGGCCCGAGCCAGUAUCCUGUGGCUGAUUGGAGAAUACUGUGAGCACGUGCCAAAGAUCGCUCCAGAUGUCUUGAGGAAGAUGGCCAAGUCGUUUACCAAUGAAGAGGACAUUGUGAAGCUACAGAUCCUAAAUCUGGCUGCAAAGCUCUAUCUCACCAACUCUAAACAGACUAAAUUGUUGACGCAGUACGUUCUCAACUUGGCCAAGUACGACCAGAACUAUGACAUCCGUGAUCGGGCGCGGUUCAUUCGGCAGCUCAUAGUGCCCAUUGAGAAGAGCGGAGCUCUCAGCAAGUAUGCCAAGAAGCUUUUCCUGGCUCUGAAACCUGCACCUGUGCUCGAGUCUCCAUUUAAAGAUAGAGACCACUUCCAGUUGGGUUCCCUUUCCCACCUGCUGAAUGCCAAAGCUGGGGGCUACCAGGAGCUGCCUGACUGGCCCGAAUCCGCCCCCGACCCCUCCGUGCGCAACGUGGAGACAGAAGAAGUCAUAACCACCGGAGAGGGACGGAUCGGCCUCCUGGGGGACUGGCGAGAGGUGCCUGAAUGGACCAAAUGCAGCAGCCGGGAGAAAAGGAAGGAGAAGAAAGUUGAGAAGCCGUUCUACUCCGACUCUGACGGCGAGUCUGGGCCAACAGAGUCAGCUGAUAGUGAGUCAGACUCUGGCAGCGGCUCAGAGAGCGGCAGUGAGGAGAGCAGGUCGGGUUCAGAGAGCGAAGAGAGCGAUGAAGCCUCUAUGUCUGAGGAGGAAGAGGAGGAGGAUGAGGAGGAAAAGAAACCUAAGAAGAGAGAGUUAAAGAAACCAAUGCAUGAGAGUAAAAGUGAGCAGAGCAGCGAAGAGGAAGACAGGAAGCGUGAGAGGAAAGGUAAACAGCGGCAGAGCGAAUCCGAGUCUGAAUCAGAAGAACAAGAGGAGAGUGAAUCUGAGAGCAGCCAGUCAGAGUCUGAAUCUGACUCUGAAUCUGAGGCAGAAGUCAAAAAGAAGAAGAAGGCAGCUGAGUCUAAACCUCCUUCCAAACCGAUCAAGAAGGAGACCAAGAAAGAGAAGAAAGAAAUGUCUCUUCUUGACCUUGAUGAUUUUGAACCAACUCCCUCACCUCAAGUCACGCCGGUCAACAACUUGCUGUCCAACAGCCUUGUGACCGACCUGGAGGGGCUUUCUCUCUCUGAUGCCGUCCUGUCACCAGCAACCAUCGCUCCCUCCAGCGCGCUGAAGAGCUAUGAGCUGCUGCACCGCAUCACGGGUGAGGGACUGUCAGUGGAGUACUGCUUCAGCCGGCAGCCUUUCAGCCCCGACGCAAACAUGGUGGCGGUCCAGAUGCACUUCACAAACAACUCCGCCUCCGACACCAAGAGCCUACAUAUGGAGGAUGUGAAGCUGCAUUCUGGGAUGAGGGUCAAGGAGUUCCAAGAGAUAGAGUUGCUACCAGCCGGUGAGACUGCCACAGCAGUGAUGGGCAUUGACUUCUGCGACUCAACACAAGCAGCAAACUUCCAGCUGUGCACACACACCAGGAAGUUCUUUGUAUCCAUCCAGCCGCCCGUCGGGGAGCUGAUGAGGCCAGUCUUCCUCACAGAGAACGAGUUUAAAAAAGAGCAAGGUCAGCUGAUGGGAAUGAAUGAGAUUACAGAGAAGCUAACGUUGGAUGCCAAGUGUCGGAACGAGCACACCAUUGUCCAGAGAGUGACCACGGCCGCCAACCUCAGCCGAGUCCCCUGUGGGUCGGAUAAAGAGUGCAGUCCUCCUGUUCCUCCUCCUGAUCAUCCUGUCUACAGGUUUGCUGGCAGAACGGUGACCAGUGGCAGUCUGGUGCUGGUCACUGUUGCGAGUAGAGAAGAGGGCGCUGCUCAGCUGACUGUCAACUGUGAGAAGAUGUUGAUCGGUACGAUGCUGGUUAAAGACAUCCUCCUGGCUCUAACUCAGUGACGACAGGCAAAGACCCAGCGGGACUUGUACUCCCUCACCUCAGCCACCUCAUAGAUUUUAAGGACUUGGCCACUGCUCCAUCUUCUGUGUUCUCCAGCAAGCAAAGUUAGAGAGGAAGCUUCCAGAUUGUGAAAAGCUAAUGGGCUCUUAGUAUUUUAGAUGUUUCUGUUUGCUGCGUCUAAAACCUCUUCUCAGAGAAAACAUCUAUAUACAAGAAUAAUCCAACUGUAGCAUUAUUAUUUUACCUGUAAUUAGCCUAAAUCUGAAGUAUCUAUAAUUAAGAUGAUCCAAGGUAUAAAAAUGAUUUCAUGGGCUUUUUCUUAUACUGGUUUCCAGGAUAAACAUUGUAGCAGAGCGGAUAUUAAUAUUCAGAUAUUUUCUACUGUUUGUUCUCACUCUCCACAUGGAAAUCAAACUUUUGGUUAGGUUAGAAAAAGGCUAACUAGAUUUUCAAUUUUGUCAAUCAUAUCAUUCAUGUGAGAUAUCCAUCCAUCUUACAUAAAUGAUUUAGGCUACCUUCACACUGCAGGCCUUAAUGCUCAAUUCAGAUUUUUUUUGUUAAAUCUGAUUGUUUUAUGUGUUUAUUUCCUGUUUCUAAAUAUAUGUGACUUGUAUAUGAACUCCUGUGUGAAAUGUAUU
Molecule: messenger RNA, 4478 nt
Organism: Cyprinodon tularosa
Lineage: Eukaryota; Metazoa; Chordata; Actinopteri; Cyprinodontiformes; Cyprinodontidae
Product: AP-3 complex subunit beta-2
Exons: 28
Coding region: 240-3839 (1199 amino acids)
Biological process (GO): intracellular protein transport; anterograde synaptic vesicle transport; vesicle-mediated transport
Cellular component (GO): membrane coat; AP-3 adaptor complex
Source: RefSeq, a predicted model, not a curated record